AUGGAUUCCCACUCUCCCAUGAAAGAAGAAGUAAUCGCCACCUCGCCCCCGGACCCGCCAUCCCCAGCUCUCCACCUCAUCGCCUCACUCCCCUCCGUCCUCCGCUACGUCGACGAAGACAACCGCACCGUCCUGCACCACGCCGCCCGCCUCGGCCGCGCCGAGAUCGUCCGCGCCGCCAUCUCCACCGCCGGGCCAGACGCGGUCGUCGACCCCCUCGACGCGGACAGAUGCACGCCCCUGCACCUCGCGAGCCGAAAUGGCCAUCUGGAAGUUGUGACGGCCCUCCUCGCCGCGGGCGCGGACGUCCGCGCGGAGGAGAGCUUCGACGAGACGCCGCUGCACGAGGCCGCGCGCAACGGGCACGCUGAGAUCGCAAGAGUCCUGAUCGCGGCGGGCGCGGUGGUGGACGCGCCGAAUCGGGACUGCGGGACGGCGCUGCAUGUGGGCGCGAGGCGCGGCAUGGAGGGCGUGGUGGGGGUGUUGCUGGAGGCGGGCGCGAAUCCGGCGACGAGGGAUGCGGUGGGGGAUACGCCGCUGCAUGACGCGGCGAGGGGCGGGCACGAGGGGGUUGUGAUGGCGUUGUUGGAGACGGGGAUGGUCUCCAUCGAAGCGCAGAACGCGAACGAUUUUACGCCGUUGAGUGUCGCGGCACGGCAUGGGCGGGAGGCGAUUGUGCGGAUGCUGGUUGAGCAGGGGGCGGACGUGGAUAGUUUGUCUAAUGAAUAUUGCACGCCGCUGCACCAGGCGGCGUCGGAGGGGCACGAUGGGGUGGUGAGGAUAUUGAUCGCGGCGGGCGCGGAUGUGGAUCUGCAGGACCGGGAUGAGCAGACGGCGCUGCAUGCGGGCGUGAUGUUUGAGCACGCGGCCGUGGUGGCGAGUUUGCUGGCGGCGGAGGCGGAUGUGAAUUUGAGGGAUACGGAGGACUGCACGCCGCUGCACCAUGCGGUGAAGAACGAGAACAAGGCGAUGGUGCGGGAUCUGCUGGAGGCUGGGGCGGAUCCGACGGUGAUUAGCGCGACGGGGGAGACGCCGCAGAGUUUGGCGCGGGUGCUGAACAGGAAUUCGAUCGCGGAUUUGUGGGGUGGUGUCGAAUUUCCGGCCGAAGCGGUGUAG
Messenger RNA from Colletotrichum chrysophilum, 1116 nucleotides. RefSeq lists its product as uncharacterized. The record is from RefSeq and is a predicted model, not a curated record. Bases 1 to 1116 code for a protein of 371 amino acids. NCBI's taxonomy places the organism in Eukaryota, Fungi, Ascomycota, Sordariomycetes, Glomerellales, Glomerellaceae. Gene Ontology annotation, molecular function: protein binding. The transcript has 3 exons.